Molecule: messenger RNA, 1457 nt
Organism: Kockovaella imperatae
Lineage: Eukaryota; Fungi; Basidiomycota; Tremellomycetes; Tremellales; Cuniculitremaceae
Product: putative asparaginase
Exons: 7
Coding region: 95-1267 (390 amino acids)
Biological process (GO): amino acid metabolic process
Molecular function (GO): asparaginase activity
Source: RefSeq, a predicted model, not a curated record
UUAGACUUGGCUUUCGAACGACGUGUGCCAUAUUGAUACCAUCAUCUCUGGUACUUCUUCUCAAAUCGGGACGAACACACUGUUGGACGGAAAGAUGUCUGCACGUGCAAGCGGUGAAUAUACCCGGCCGGACGUCAAACGGAGGCUCUUGGUCAUUGGAACAGGAGGGACAAUAGCCUCAGAACCAUCGUCGAAUGGAUACACACCUCUCCGGAAUGAUCAUUUCUACCGUCGUAUCCGACAACACCCUCUCCUGUCUGACCCAUCCGGAACUUCCACACCGACCUUGUUCUCUUCACCCGUACUGCCAGUGGCUGUCGGUGUGAACACCCGUUACCCUGAACUCAUUACGCCUCCGCUAGGUGACAAUGAGGAGAGAGUAUCGUAUGAGAUCUUGGAUCUCGACAAGCAGAUGGAUAGUAGUGAAAUGACUCCAAGUGAAUGGAACAUCAUUGCUGGACUCGUAGAAGAGAAUUGGACAGACUACGACGGCUUUAUAAUACUCUCAGGGACAGACACUCUGGCUUACACUUCCUCCAUCCUCUCCUUCCUCUUUACGAAUAUUGGCAAACCUAUCCUAGUUACUGGCGCACAGAUUCCCUUAUCUCAACCUCGUUCUGAUGGCUGGGCGAAUUUGCUUGACUCAAUUUACGUGGCCGGAGUCAUGAAUUUUGCUGGUAUCGGUGUCGUCUUCCACCAUCAGGUUUUCCAGGGAAACAGAGCGACCAAGACCUCACCAAAUCACUUUGCUGCCUUUCAAUCUCCUUGCGUCCCUCCUCUCGUAAAUCUGAACGUUAAAAUAACACUUGGGGGUUCUAUAACACCUCGAUCCUCCACCUUGCCUCCUCGUCUCAUCAAUCUGGUGACAUCACCCACGGUUUUAUCGUGCUCGAUUCACCCAGGUAUCACCGGUGCCCUUCUAUCUGCCCAGAUCGAAGCUGUGCCUACCUGCAAAGCCGUCAUCUUGUCUGCGUAUGGCUCUGGUAACUUACCAAUCAGCGAGGAGAAUGGCGCACUGGCAGCUCUGGAAGCAGCCGUGAAGCGAGAUAUUCUCGUCGUGGUCAUCUCACAAUGUGCUAUACCCAACGUCUAUCCUCUGUACACCCAAGGACGGACACUCCUGUCCAAGGGAGUGUUACCGGGCCACGACCUGACCCACGAAGCUGCCUUUGCGAAGCUUCUAUGGCUGGUCUCGAGAAAGGACCUGAGCUUCAGACAGAGACAAGAGCUGUUCGAGAUACCCAUUGCAGGGGAAAUGGCGGCGUGACCCGCGUCGGGGUCAGAUUCCAUAGCUCAUCCGUCAUCACUCUCGUACACCUCACUCCGUCCCCAGCACACACUGAAUUAAGGGGACUGAGACUCUCAGCGUUCAUCGCCGCGACGCAUGCUGUUGCCAUCUACCUGGAUGCAGCUAGAUGACUCUAUGCAUGUUCAUUUAUGUUUUGCUGAUGAGUCCC